AUGGACGACGAUUUACCUACAGACUUCCAGGUCAUCGUCGUGGGGACGGGCAUGGUUGAGUCGAUUGUAGCUGCAGCAUGCAGUCGAAUAGGCAAAAAUGUGCUACAUUUAGACUCAAGUGACCAUUAUGGGGGUCUUUGGGCCUCAUAUAAUUUCGAGGGUCUUCAGAAAUUUAUUAAAGAGAUUAACUCGGACCCAAACAGGCAACUACAGGUGUACAACUUGAUUGAAAAGUGGUAUAUUGAUAAAGACUCACCCCAAGAAGAAACAAAACAAGAGACUGAAGAGGAAAAGACUGAGCCUCCCAAGAAGAUCUGGAGCCAAGCUGACUUUGCUUCCGAGUACAGGAAGUUUAAUAUCGACAUGACACCAAAGCUGCUGUUUUCCCGGGGGCCGUUGGUGGAGCUCCUGAUAUCUUCGAAUAUUGCUCGUUAUGCUGAGUUCCGUUGUGUGACACGUGUUCUCACUUGGCUCAAUGACAAGUUGAAUCCUGUUCCCUGUUCCCGUGCUGACGUGUUCGCUACCGAGGCUGUCAGCAUCGUGGAGAAGAGGAUGCUCAUGAAGAUGCUCACGUCCAUCGUAGGGUACAAUGAGGAAGAGAUGGACAAUGAAUUUAAGGAUUGGACCGACAAGUCCUUCAAGGAUUACCUCACCCACAAGGGUCUGACACCGAAUCUGAUCCACUACGUGUUGUACGCUAUCGCGGGCGGUUCAGACGCUAUGCCGUGUCUGGAGGGUGUUAGGGAAUGUAAGAAGUUCCUGAUGAGUCUCGGCCGCUAUGGGAACACGCCCUUCCUGUGGCCGAUGUACGGGAGCGGGGAACUACCUCAGGGCUUCUGUCGACUAUGCGCGGUGUUCGGCGGCGUCUAUUGCCUGAAUCGUCCGAUAGAUUCGGUCGAGACUAAGACGGGUGACGAAGGGAAAGAGAUCGUGGUUAUUGGCAGCAAGUCCAAGAACUUGAAUUGCGAUCAUCUAGUCAUCGGUAUAAACGAGUGCCCCAAGGACCUACUGUCCUCGGAGCCGAGCGAGAGCUCUGAUAUAUCCAAGGCUAUAUUCAUUACCAAUGGCACCAUAAUGCCUAGUGAGAAGGAACCGCUGACCCUACUGAGAUUCCCGCCGCUAGAUGAAGGUGACAACCCUGUUACUGUUCUCGAAGUCGGACCGGCUACCGGCUCCUGCCCUAAAGGCCUCUUCGCCGUUUACUUUAUAACGAACAAGGUUAAGGAUGCUGAGAGCGACCUCAUGAAGUACGCGGAGAAGAUCUUCGACAUGACCGGAGACCAGACCAAGGCUGGCGACAAGCCGACGUGCCUGUGGUCUUUGUUCUACAACGUGAAGGAUGUGAGCGCGGGAGUUCGUGACGGUGUUGAGACGGUCCACGUGUGUGCUGGACCAGACGCCGGGCUCGACUUCGACCGCGCCGUAAUCCAGUCGGAACAAAUCUUCAAAAAGAUCUGCCCGGGCGAGGAGUUCCUUCCCCGCGCUCCGGAUCCCGAAGACAUCGUGUUCGAGGAUGACGUCACUCACGGGCCCGAGUUCCGCGGCGACGAGGGAGACAAAGAGUAA
This is a messenger RNA of Danaus chrysippus (African queen), 1566 nucleotides long. NCBI's taxonomy places the organism in Eukaryota, Metazoa, Arthropoda, Insecta, Lepidoptera, Nymphalidae. The record is from the annotation of a GenBank genome assembly.